Messenger RNA from Humulus lupulus (European hop), 1551 nucleotides. RefSeq lists its product as uncharacterized. The record is from RefSeq and is a predicted model, not a curated record. The transcript has 3 exons. The coding region runs from base 374 to 1375 and encodes 333 amino acids. Lineage: Eukaryota; Viridiplantae; Streptophyta; Magnoliopsida; Rosales; Cannabaceae.
UCAAACUAAUAAAAAGUUUUAAUUACUAAUAUACUAUUUACUCAUUUAAUUUUAAAAUAACAAACAAAAGAAUACAAAUGUAAUGAUAAAAUAAUUUAAUUUUCUUUCCUUCCUCCGUACCAAACAACAAAUGGAAAAAAGUCAUAAAUUUUUUAUCUCCCUUUUAUUUUUUCCUUCCAUUCUAAUCUCUUUCCUCCUUGCCACACAUACAAACAUAGCGUUAGAAACGCAAGUCGUAUAUAUAUUAUCAAAUAUCUGCAGUUGACUAGAGAGGUCAACCUUCACUUCAGAGACUCUGCUCCAGUUACUCCCUUCUUCUUCGUGGAACCAAUGCUUGUCUCAACAACUUUCGGGCUCCAUCACCUCAGGUGCCAUGGAUCCCGAUCUAGACGCUGUGCUUUUUAGCGAUGAGGGAGUCGGAGCUCAGAAGAGUAAACGUCCGAGAAUCCCGCGGAGGUCCGACCGACCAUCCAAGAUCCCCAUACGCCACGAGACGACCCCAACGUCCCAGACUACUGCGAGCACAACCGCGGAACCGAUUGCCCAGGUUGGUGCGUCUGGCUCAACCGCGCCCAUCUCGCUUCCUCCGACCGAAACUCAAAUAACAGUCGGUCGGCCCCCGAAGAAACCUUCUGUCUCCAAGGUUCAGCUGCCGACGGCCCGACCUCAUAUUGAGGAGUUCGUGCUUGAUGGUGUCGCUGGGACCCAAGGGGCUGUGCUCAGCUUGGAUGUCCUCUCUCGAGUGGGUCAGAGCUUUUCAGGCUUCGGCGCCGACCAUUGGGACCUCGUGCACAAGGCCUCGGACUGCAAUACUCUUUAUGACAAGAGUAUCGAACUCACUGCCGCGGCCCUUGUCGUUUCAGCGCAGCUUAACUAUAAGCUGACCAGCGAGGUGCACACGAGCAUGUCUCUGGCCCAAAAUUCGAAGGAUCUCCAGCUUAAGAUGGCGGACGAACUCAAGGACUCGAAGUCCGAACUUGAAAAAAUGAAAACCCGUCUCGAGGAGCUGGAGAAGGCGAAUGCCGAGCUUGAACAGGCGAAGACUUGUCUUGAGAAGGCUAAUGCUAAGCUUGAAGAGGAGAAAUCUGCUACCUUCGACAUCAUGGAGAGCGAGAAGGCCCGCCUCUUGGACGAGUUUAAAGAGCAGAAGGAGAAAGCGGUCGACCAAGCCAUGUACAAAAUUUGGGCUGAUAAUGCCGACCUUGACACCAGCUUCCUGGGUCCUCUCGAGGCCAAGUAUGUUAAUCGGUGGAACGCCCGUCUUGAGGCGAGUGUAGCUGCUCGAGAGGCUGCUCAGAAGGAUAGUCAUGCUAUUCGUCCUAGGGGGUCCGGUGCGACUGAUGCUGAGAAGGCCAAGGAGACUCCUCUUCCUUAAAUCUGAUCUCGGGGAAAUCACUUAUUGGGGCUGCGUCCCCUUAUUCUUGUAACUUUUAAUUUAUGCCCAUGGGGCUGAUACAAUUUCUUUUAACAUUGACUUUUAUACGCUUUACAUUUCUUGGCUCGAAACAUUUUGCACAUUUUAUAUGGAUGAAUCAUUUAUGUUUAUUUAUU